Molecule: messenger RNA, 564 nt
Organism: Macrosteles quadrilineatus (aster leafhopper)
Lineage: Eukaryota; Metazoa; Arthropoda; Insecta; Hemiptera; Cicadellidae
Product: myb-like protein X
Exons: 3
Coding region: 1-564 (187 amino acids)
Source: RefSeq, a predicted model, not a curated record
AUGGGUGGAAGAGCGGAGGAGUUCCGGGAAAAUGAGAAAACAGGCUGGGACGAAAGAGAACAAGAAAACCAAGAGAAACGUGAAGAAAACAGAGAAGACAAAAACAAAGAGGGAAUUAAAGAAAGUGAUCAAGAUAACAAAGAAAAAGAAGGAGAUAGAGGAAGUCACCAAGACAAGAACAAUAAGAAAAAUUCAGAAAACAAUCAAGGUAAAAAAACAGAAGAAACUGAAGAAAGCAUUGAAGAGACCAUUGAAAAUAACAAGGAAGAAAGAAGAAAAGAAGAUGAGAGUUUGACUGCUAAGAUAGUCGUCACACCACAAGAUUCCACACAGCUCAAGAAGAGAAGAGAAAAGUCGCAGUCGAGUCGAGCAAAAAGCAAGACAAGACGCAAGCGCAAGACGCAGGUUAUGAACAUGAAGUCACGAAGAUCGAAGAUGGCUGUCUUGAGUGUCUUGUCUUUCUCUUUCGCGACGAGACCUUGCCGUCAGACCGUCACCGCCCACCUUCGUCUGUCUAGAAACGGGACAGCGACAGCGGAAUUGAAAUCCGAACUGAACAUCUGA